Molecule: messenger RNA, 1053 nt
Organism: Thermochaetoides thermophila DSM 1495
Lineage: Eukaryota; Fungi; Ascomycota; Sordariomycetes; Sordariales; Chaetomiaceae
Product: mitochondrial 54S ribosomal protein uL22m
Exons: 3
Coding region: 1-1053 (350 amino acids)
Biological process (GO): translation; ribosome assembly
Cellular component (GO): ribosome; mitochondrial large ribosomal subunit
Molecular function (GO): structural constituent of ribosome
Source: RefSeq, a predicted model, not a curated record
AUGAGCCUAACAUUACCGUCGCGGGUGCUUCUCCAGGGUGCUAAGCCCUUCACAUCAACCGCCACCCCGACGACGACCCUCCUCCUUCCGAUCCGCACUCUCCACGCAACCCCAGCAAAUCACUGGUUCUGGCGGAAGAAGAAGACCGAAUCGACCACUCCGCUCGAAGAAAAACUCGCCGGCCCGUCCGACCUCCGUAAGAAGAUCAUCUCCAAGCUGACCCAGCGCGUCGAAGGGCCUGCCAUCUUCGAAGAUGAAGUCCCCAAGCCCACGUCUCCCGCCGCCCUGCCCCCUGGCGCUCCCGGCGCUCCCGAAGCCCCCUCCACAUCACGCACCAAAGCCGGCGCCUCUUUAGUCCGCGAGCACCUCGCUCGCGCAGUCGACCCAAACCCCCGGGCGCGCGCUCGCUGGGAGAGGAAGAUGCUCAUCCGGGCCGUCCACCGCGGUCUGAACCCGUACAGCGCAGAAUCCCGCGAAGCACGGAUCAUGCGCACAGAGAGACAACACACUUCCCGGUCGCCCUGGCUGCCGACAUCCGUCAAGAAGCUUGUGAAAUUAGCGCACCAAAUCACUGGCAAGACGGUGCAGGAAGCGAUCGUGCAGAUGCGCUUCAGCCCGAAGCGCAUGGCGCAGGAGGUCAAGAUCCAGCUGGAGCAGGCACGGAACGAGGCGAUUGCACAGCACGGUAUGGGGCUGGGCGAGGCAAGGAGGGCAGCGGCCAUCGCGAGAGGCGAGCAAAUACCUGAGCCCAAAGUCAUUGAGAUCCAGACGAAGGACGGGAAGUGGAUUAAGGUGGAUGAUCCGACGCGGUUGUAUGUGGCAGAAGCCUUUGUCAACCGCGGUCCGUGGCGUGCCCUGGAGCCCGAGUAUCGUGCUCGCGGUCGGAUGAACAUUCUGCGCAGGCCGCAAGCUCGCAUUACCAUCGUCCUUAAGGAGGAAAAGACUCGCAUCCGCGAGUACCAGGAGCGUCUGGCAAAGGAGCGGCGCCAGGGCCCCUGGAUCCCUCUGCCCGACCGCCCCAUCUCUGCCCAACAUCAGCACUACUGCUGGUAG